AGAUGCUGCCAAAUGCUGAACAGGUCUGGACAAUGAGGCAAUUCCUGUCCUGCUCGGAGACUUGGCACCUCUGGGUCAACGUGGAGAUGUCAUUCAUAUAGCUGUGGAAGGCUUUAUCAGCUCUUGAGGAAACUUUCCCCUGCACACACACUCGCACCAGUCAAGGCUGGAGCUGUAGUGGAGGAAUAUGGAGCUUGUAGAUCUCCUGGCAUUUGCCUCCACAGAAAUGAAUAGUGCAACGGUCACCCUGGCUUUGAUGGCCGUCUUCCUCGUUCUGCUGUAUUGGUACUCCACCUCUGCAUUCUCCAAACUAAGCAAUGUAGGGAUCCGGCAUCCUCCACCUCUUCCUUUCAUUGGAAACCUGCUCUUUUUCCGCGAGGGCUUUUGGGGAAACCACACAAAACUCAUAACGGAGUACGGACCUGUUUGUGGGUACUACAUUGGUCGCCAGAUGUUUGUGGUGGUCUCCACACCAGAGAUGAUCAAGCAAAUCUUAGUGACAGACUUCAGUAACUUCACCAACAGAACUAAGCCGAGCUUGAUUUCCAAGCCAAUGCUUGACAGCAUCCUUUGUCUUCGUGAUGACAGAUGGAAGUAUGUCCGGAGCCUCCUGACCCCAGCCUUCAGCGAUACCAAACUGAAAGAGAUGAUACCGCUAAUAAACCAGGCCUGUGACAUCCUGCUGUGUAACUUGAAAGUCUAUGCAGAUUCUGGCAAAGCUUUUGAUAUCCAGAGGUGUUACAACUGCUUUACCUUGGAUGUCGUUGGUAGUGUAGCUUUUGGUACUGAGGUGGAUUCUCAGAAGGAUCCUGACGACCCCUUUGUUAAGAAUUGCAGAACAUUCUUUGAAAUGUCUUUGUUUAAGCCUCUCCUCAUUCUAAUCCUUUCUUUCCCAUUCAUAAUGAUCCCAUUGCUCCGGAUUUUGCCAAACAAGAAACAAAAGGAACUGAAUGGAUUUUUUAUCCAAUCCAUAAAAAAUGCAAUUGUCUUCAGAGACCAGCAAGAUGCAGCUGAGAGGCGCAGAGAUUUUCUGCAGUGGAUGCUCGACGCUCGCGACUCAGCUGACUCCCUGGCAGCUGGGUGUUUUGAUGUGAUCGGUCCAUCUGCCGCUUCCAGACAGAACGAAGUGCCUCUUGCUGCCAGGGCCCCAUCUGAAAAGGUUCAGAAGACGUUAACAGAGGAUGAGAUAGCAGGCCAAGCUUUCCUGUUCCUGAUCGCUGGGUACGAGACCACCACUAGCACACUGUCCUUUGCCACAUACUUGCUAGCCACCAACCCAGAGUGCCAGAAGAAGGUGCUUCAGGAGGUUGAUGAGUUCUCAGCAAAACAUAUGGUCCCUGAUUACCAAAAUGUACAAGAACUCCCUUAUCUGGACAUGGUGAUUGCAGAGACAUUGCGCAUGUACCCACCUGCAUUCAGGUUCACUCGGGAAGCAGCUAAAGACUGUGUAGUGCUGGGGCAGCGUAUUCCAGCUGGGGCUGUCAUUGAAACCGCAGUUGGAUAUCUCCACCACAACCCUGAGUUCUGGCCAGAGCCUGAGAAGUUCAUUCCUGAGAGGUUUACAGAGGAGGCCAAGAAGGAACGACAUCCCUUUGCAUACCUGCCCUUUGGGGCAGGACCCCGUGGCUGCAUUGGCAUGAAGAUGGGUUUGCUGGAGACAAAAAUGACUCUGCUGAGGAUUUUGCAGAAGUUUCAAUUUAAGACCUGCUCAGAGACUGAGAUUCCUUUGCAGCUGAAAUCAAAAGCCACACUUGGACCAAAAAAUGGAGUCUACAUUAUGCUGGAAUCUCGCUAAAAGAAAAUGUACUUCCUGAAACCUCCUGGGAUGGCAGCCCUUGUUCAGUGACUCAAUGGGUAUAAUUGUUUUUCAAAACCCCAAAGACAGGUAGGAGCCUAAGUUCCACCGAUGGUCAGCAGGUGCUGCCUCACUGCCCUCCUGUGGGAGAUCCUCCAGUCACUGCUUAAAAUGAGAUGUGGGCGCCACAGCCAUUUGGUGGUUUUCAAAUUGCUGUGAAUAGUAUCUGCAAAGAAGCAGCCCACUUUCACUUGCUUUUCUACAUUACACUUCCUUUCACUCAUCUUUGAGAAUGCUUUUUUCAUGCUCAAGUUCAAUGAAUGGAGCAGGUGUUAAGCGUACACUAGAUUUACAAUAGAUUUUAAUUACCAUUCAUUAUCUCACACAUCCUUCUCAUGCACUUCUAAGUCCCUACUCUAGAAAAAGCCCAAGAGGCACCACAGUUAUAGCAGAAGACCUGGGAUCCAGUACGUUGGAUUUUAUCCUGAACUCUGCUAAAAAUCAAAGCGGAGUCUCCUGUACAAUGCUUAAUCUCUCCCUGUGUCUGUAAAGUGGAAGGAGUUGCACCUUCUUUGUGCUUUUGAAGUGAUUUGAAAUAUGCUUAGAUUAACAAUUUGCACUUGGCACAUUGCAUCGACAUAAUUGGAGAGGAAUGAAGAGUUCCCCUGUUUAGCAGUUAAGUUCCAGUAGCUAAGACCAAAGAAAUGAGGUGGCAGCCAUUUUGCUGGUUACUGAACUGCUGUUGGAAAGGUGGAGAAAAGAAGAUACAAAUUUAAUGAAAGCAGGAAGACUGGAGGAAAUUUAAGGGUAUUCAGAAGGUGUUGGUACAACAUCUGCUUCACUGCUUUGAGGCCUUUCCUUUCCAAGCAUUGCAGUUGGCACCAUCCUUGUCUAGCUCAUUGACUCAAGGACAUUAAGAGCGCUGCAUGCACUGAAGCCAAUGGCAAGGGAGUGGGAUCCAGGAUCAUCAGUCCCAGCAGCUCUUGAUUCCUUAUGUGACCCCGGAGCAGGUCAUGUCCCAAAUGUCUCACUCCGGUCAGGAAGGAACUUGUCUGAUUGCCAGCUGCAGCAGCACCAUAGAUCCAUUCAAGCUGUAUGGCUGUGCACAUGCAUCUACACAGCCAAAGCAGCAGUAUGCUUUCACGCUUUGCAUUCCCUCCAUGCUCUUUCCUACUCCUCUACAAAGCCCUUCAAUCACCACACAGCUAGCGGAGCAUCACACAGCAGUGAUCGAUUGUCCUGAAAAAAAGACAUUUCCUUCACUGGGCACCACAAACUGGUUGGCUGUACAACAAAACCAUGAGAGGAGAUGGUCUCAGUCUCAGGGUCCUUUGUUUUUCUUUUUUUUUUUUUUUAAGGUUUUUAUAAAUAGCAAAAAUUCUUAUGGCACCAUAAGAAUAAGGAAGCACCUUUCGGUUCUUCGCAAGUGUUGAAUUUCUGCUUGCUGGCAUACUCUGCUCGAGGUUUCCUUAGGAACAGCAUCUGUCUUGGUGGUAUGCACAGAGAAGUGUCAUGGCAGCAGUAGGAAGAGGCUGACUGCUCAGCUUCACUGCAAGGACUGCUGGAAGGAGCCAUCUGCUCACUGAUCCCUAGUUGUAGUUUCUCUCCAGCAAGCACCUUUUGCUGCCGUCUUCUCACAUGCUGCCUUAACACUGAUCAAAUUACUGUUUCUUGCUCCUGGAAGAUUUUGUCUUUUUCUUUCAUGGGAUAUAUUUUUUUUUUUAAACCAGAACUGUACAGGUAGUAGUGGUGAAGUACUGACCUGGCAGUCUUGGAAUUGUUCCUAUUUCCACGGAGCAUCUCUGGCAUGCUAAUAAAGUGCCCUGUUACAGAUACACUGGUUAUAUGAAUUACUGAUGGAGUGAUUGUUAUUUAUUUAAAAAGCAAUAUACUGUAUAUACCCUAAUUUCUACACAUUAUCCAUCAUUUUUCCCUCAUGAAAGUAGUGUGCUGGCAGCUGAUUUACUGUACAGCUUAUACAUACAACUGGCAACAAGUUGGAUGGGCCUUGCCUAGAAACAUCCCACCUACCUGAAUGAGCAGGAAGCUCAUUCCAGUCUGAAGUUAGCUGUCACAGGCUUGUUUGUCCCUUCAAAAAUAUCCUGUUAAUCACAGCGUGUUUGUGCACCCAUAUAACACAGUCCCAAACCGAUCCUGAGCAGAGUUGGCUUUAGUAUUCAUGAGAAAAAAACUACUAAAAAAGGAGUUAUGUUUAUAGUUGCAACAUCAAAACGUAACUUUAUAUCUUUAAAUUAUGGUGACUUAGCAUUUGUGGUACAGCACGCUUCAAUCAACAGCGGUUGAUUCUAGGGAAGAACAAGGAAACCUAUUUAAAAUAACUUCUCUCCUCAGAAAGAGUAAGUGUGUUGUCUUGCAUUGCUGAGCUGUGGGUUUGUUUCAAAUUGGGCCUGUCUGUUUUACAAAAGGGUCUUAGUCAUUCUCUGACAGCUGAUACAAAGCAAAGGAUGCUUGGUAAAGGAAAGCUUCUAUUAAAAACACCUUCUGGGACUUUGCAAUGAUUACGGAAAGCUGUCAGUAUAAAGUGGUAUUUUUAAUGAGUGCUGAGAUAGAAAACCUUUACAGUUCUGUACUUCAUAAAUAGUUUUCCUGGAAAAACAGAGCUGGGUGUUAAAAAUUAUUAUGCUUGAUUGAUUGUAAAUUUGAACCAUCUAUUCUUACCUGGCAUUAAACUGCAGAAUUUC
Molecule: messenger RNA, 4497 nt
Organism: Pygoscelis adeliae (Adelie penguin)
Lineage: Eukaryota; Metazoa; Chordata; Aves; Sphenisciformes; Spheniscidae
Gene: TBXAS1
Product: thromboxane A synthase 1 (platelet)
Exons: 14
Coding region: 188-1795 (535 amino acids)
Molecular function (GO): monooxygenase activity; thromboxane-A synthase activity; oxidoreductase activity, acting on paired donors, with incorporation or reduction of molecular oxygen
Source: RefSeq, a predicted model, not a curated record